AUGUAUAUAUAUAUAUAUAUAUAUAUCGACAUGGUGGAUGCCCGUCUUCCCGCCCAAAAUCUACUCGACGGUGUCUCUCUGCAACUAUGGAUGAGUGCUCAGGCACCGGAAAGGACUUGGCCGGAUACCUAAUUCGCCACCACUCCGAUCAGCUCCGCUCCAUCAUCCUCUCUCCAGAUCCUCCCCUUCAUUACCCUCUCUACGUCGAUUUUGCAGAGUUGAUGGAUGAGCACCCACCGGUUGCACAUCUUCUCUUCUCCCAACCCACCCACUACUUGCCCCUAUUUGACCAAGCAGCUCUCUGGGCUCAGAAAAUCAUAUAUCCGGAUCUCAAAGGCUGGGACAAUGCGAGCUUGAAGGAGUUCGUGCACGUCCGGAUUGAUGUCAGCGGUUCUCCUCUUGAGUCCCCAGAAACUUUUCCCAGUAUUGGGCGGAUAAGAGUGAAGCAUCGUGGGAUUCUUCUCACUCUCAAGGGAACUGUUAUUAGGUCUGGAGCAGUUAAGAUGAUUGAAGGGGAGAGGGAAUUUAUAUGCCGAAAAUGCAAGAUCAGGUUCAAAGUUUAUCCUGAGCUGGAAACUAGAAAUACCUUACCACAGCCAUUAUCUUGCCCUUCCCAGGGUUCCAAAAUUUGUGAAGGCACCAGUUUCCAGUUUGUAGAGGGCAGUACAGUAUGCCACGAUUACCAGGAAAUAAAAAUCCAAGAAAGUACACAAGUACUAGGUGUUGGGGCAAUUCCUCGUUCAAUCCCUAUCAUUCUAAUGGAUGAUCUUGUUGACAUUGUCAAGGCUGGAGAUGACAUAAUAGUUACUGGGGUUUUGAGUGCAAAGUGGUCCUCAGUGUUGAAGGAUGUGCGAUGUGACCUUGAUCCUGUAUUAAUAGCUAAUCAUGUGAGGAGAACUAAUGAGCUGAAGUCAGACAUUGACAUUCCUGAUGAUGUUGUUAUGACAAUCAAGCAAUUCUGGUUGAAGUUCAAAGAUGCACCUUUAAAAGGGAGAAAUGCUGUUCUGCGUGGUAUAUGCCCACAAAUUUUUGGACUCUUCACAGUAAAGCUUGCAGUUGCAUUAACACUUAUUGGUGGGGUCCAACAUGUUGAUGCUUCUGGGACAAAAAUUCGAGGAGAGUCUCAUUUGCUUCUGGUUGGUGAUCCAGGUACUGGGAAAUCUCAGUUCUUGAAGUUUGCUGCUAAAUUGAGCAACAGGUCAGUCAUUACUACUGGUCUGGGAAGCACUAGUGCUGGAUUGACGGUUACGGCAGUCAAGGAUGGAGGGGAGUGGAUGUUGGAAGCAGGGGCCCUUGUAUUAGCAGAUGGUGGUCUUUGUUGCAUAGACGAAUUUGACAGCAUGAGGGAACAUGACAGGGCAACAAUACAUGAAGCAAUGGAGCAGCAGACUAUAAGUAUUGCCAAGGCUGGUCUUGUAACUACUCUCGGUACUAGGACAAUCGUCUUUGGUGCAACCAAUCCCAAGGGACAUUAUGAUCCCAGUCAAACUCUAUCUGUCAAUACGGCACUUUCUGGUCCAUUGUUGAGCAGAUUUGAUAUAGUACUAGUCCUACUGGAUACAAAGAACCCAGAAUGGGAUGCAGUGGUUUCUUCUCAUAUACUUGGUCAGGCUGAUCCGGAGAGAGGCAAGCAGGAUGAUGAUUUUGAUAAUAUCUGGCCUCUUUCAAUGCUUAGAAGGUAUAUUCAUUUUGUUAAGGGAUACUUCAAGCCAGUCCUCACCAAGGAGGCUGAAAGGGUCAUUUCAAGCUAUUACCAAAUGCAGCGAAGAAUAGCGGUGCAAAAUGCAGCAAGGACAACUGUGCGCAUGCUGGAAAGUCUAAUAAGACUUGCUCAAGCACAUGCAAGACUGAUGUUCAGAAAUGAGGUCACACGAUUAGACGCCAUAACUGCCAUUUUGUGCAUUGAAUCGUCCAUGACUACUUCAGCAAUAGUGGACAGCGUUGGGAAUGCACUGCACUCCAAUUUCACAGACAACCCCGAUGGAGAAUAUGCUAAGCAGGAGAGGUUGAUCCUUAAAAGGCUGAGCUCUAUUGAUGAAGUAACUGAUCCGAAUGAUGUGGCAGCCUCAAUAACUUGAUGAGAUAAAUGGAAAGCAAAGGGAUCGUGGUGGGUACAAGAGUUACUUUCAAGCUGCUAAUCAAGAGCUCGGGGAUUUAUCACAAAAUGGUUGCACAAAAACCUAUUGCAAAGUUUUGAUAUGGUGCUUCAAAAGGGUAAUAGUAACUUUGAGGACUUUUGUGCUAGCAGUAACAGAUUUGUUGUAAUGCUGUCCAUGAAGUUUAUGACGAUCUCUUGUUAGAUUGAUCUACGUUACAUUUUGAGUGGUCAACCUCGAGUAAUUUAAAUGAAUUGGUGAUUCAGCAUA
This is a messenger RNA of Diospyros lotus (date-plum), 2366 nucleotides long. Its product is annotated as probable DNA helicase MCM9. Gene Ontology annotation, biological process: double-strand break repair via homologous recombination. Bases 87 to 2078 code for a protein of 663 amino acids. NCBI's taxonomy places the organism in Eukaryota, Viridiplantae, Streptophyta, Magnoliopsida, Ericales, Ebenaceae. The transcript has 20 exons. Gene Ontology annotation, molecular function: single-stranded DNA helicase activity; ATP hydrolysis activity; single-stranded DNA binding. Gene Ontology annotation, cellular component: nucleus; MCM complex. The record is from RefSeq and is a predicted model, not a curated record.